Acanthoscelides obtectus is the source of this 350-nucleotide messenger RNA. NCBI's taxonomy places the organism in Eukaryota, Metazoa, Arthropoda, Insecta, Coleoptera, Chrysomelidae. The record is from the annotation of a GenBank genome assembly.
UUUGAAUAAACAUCUAGGAAAAUGACAACGUUUCUAGCUGCCUAGCCUGUUCAUUUAAAUUUAGUUCCACUUGCUGAUACCUAGUGCCGAAACUCUCAGAACUGUCAAUAUGGUGACGCCAUAACAACAAAUUUGAUGGUGUUUCCCAAAGUGCAAUAAAAAAUAGUAUAAUGGAAGAGUGUAGCGACAAUAAUAAUGUGAAUUUAGCUAUGACUGACUCAAGCAAUUUAGUUUAUAAAGCAAAUUUCGAUAGGAAACUUGUUGAAUAUGAUGAACAGAAUCAAGACUCACAGCAACUGCUCCCACAGUACGCAUUUUACCUAGAGAACAGUGUUUUGAUAUCUUGUUAG